AUGUUUGCAAACAUAGGCAGCAUAGAUGGGAUACUCGGCAUGGACUUUCUGCUCGCUACUAAUGCAGAUUUAUACCUGCGAAAAAUGGAAUUGUCCUUAAAUGGGGAGAACAUAAAAUUAAUGAAUAAUCAAGGCAGGAAACUAUGCAGGAGAGUGACGGUCGAGAAAACCACAAGAGUAAGCCCUGGCCAAGAGGUGUUGGUAAGGGGACGAGUGAAAGAAACACAAGGCGUUGGAAUAAUAGAACCAUCGGAUAGUUGUGAGGUUGGGCAGAAAGGCAUUUUGGUUGCUCGUGUGUUAGCAGAUGUAAAUCAAAAUUUGGUACCCCUGAGACUCUUUAACCCAGGUAAAGAAGAUGCAGUGAUUAAGGAAGGAACUAUGGCAGGUUACUUUACACCCGUAAAUGAGAACGAGAUAGACAACAUGCCUUCAAAGUGUACAGUAGGCACUGGUGGAGGAAUCGUACCAGAUCAUCUUCAAGACCUGUUUGAGAGAAGUAAACUUGAUGUAGACGAGAGUCAUCACGAAAUGAUCGCCAACUUAUUGAUCAAGAAUCAGGAUGUGUUUGCCAAAUCAGACACAGAUAUUGGACGAACGAACCUUGUAAAACACAAAAUCAACACUGGAGACACACAACCUAUAAGACAAAGGCCACGGCGAUUUCCAGCAGCAGAGCAACAAGAAAUCGACAGUCAAAUAGAAUCCAUGUUGGAAAGAGGAGUGAUUGAUCCGUCUGGAAGUCCUUGGGCAUCAAACGUCGUCCUUGUUAGGAAAAAAGAUGGGACUAAGCGGUUUUGCGUCGAUUAUCGGAAACUCAAUCACGUGACAAUCAAGGACGCUUACCCUAUUCCCCGAUUGAUGACUCUCUGGACACACUGA
Molecule: messenger RNA, 879 nt
Organism: Lytechinus variegatus (green sea urchin)
Lineage: Eukaryota; Metazoa; Echinodermata; Echinoidea; Temnopleuroida; Toxopneustidae
Exons: 1
Coding region: 1-879 (292 amino acids)
Source: RefSeq, a predicted model, not a curated record